CUGUGCCGCCAGACCGUGCGCAGCGACCUCCGCACAGGUGGUCGCGCCGGUCUGCGCCACGAUGUUAACCAAAGUUCUCCUGAUCCUCCUGGGCCUGUCCAUCAUCCUUCCGUCUAGGAGUGAAGGACCUCAUGUUGAAUCAGAAAAUCGACCCUCUGCCUAUGAUGAUGUCUAUGGGCUCCAGCCCCAGGCUGCUGAAGAGAAGCUCCUCUCUGAAGAAACAAAGCCCACUCUUAGUGGUCCCCACAGCACACUUGGCAAACUGCCAACAGCCACUCACAUCCUGAACAGUAUCCUGAAUAACUAUGACCAUAAACUUCGCCCUGGCAUUGGUGAAAAUCCCACUGUGGUCACUGUGGAGCUCUCUGUCAACACCCUUGGUCCUAUUUCUAUCCUGGACAUGGAAUACACCAUUGACAUCACCUUCUGCCAGACCUGGUAUGAUGAACGCCUCCGUUACAAUGGCAGCUUUGAGAGCUUUGUUCUGAAUGGCAACAUGGUGAGCCAGUUAUGGAUCCCGGACACGUUUUUUAGGAAUUCUAAGAGGACCCAAGAGCAUGUGAUCACCAUGCCCAACCAGAUGGUUCGCAUCCACAAGGAUGGCAAGGUGUUGUACACAAUUAGGAUGACCAUUGAUGCUGGAUGUUUACUUCACAUGCUCAAAUUUCCAAUGGAUUCUCACUCUUGCCCUCUGUCUUUCUCUAGCUUUUCCUAUCCUGAGAGUGAGAUGAUCUACAAAUGGGAAGAUUUCAAGCUUGAAAUCAAUGAGAAGAAUUCCUGGAAGCUCUUUCAGUUUGAUUUUACAGGAGUGACCAACAUUACUGAAACAAUCUCAACCCCAACUGGUGAUUUCAUGGUCAUGACACUUUUCUUCAAUGUGAGCAGGCGAUUUGGCUUUAUAGCCUUUCAAAACUAUGUCCCUUCUUCUGUGACUACAAUGCUUUCCUGGGUUUCCUUUUGGAUCAAGAAAGACUCUGCUCCAGCCAGAACCUCUCUAGGGAUAACCUCUGUACUCACCAUGACUACACUGGGCACCUUUUCCCGUAAGAAUUUCCCACGUGUCUCGUAUAUCACCGCUUUGGAUUUCUAUAUUGCCAUCUGCUUUGUCUUCUGCUUCUGUGCUUUGAUGGAGUUUGCUGUGCUCAACUUCCUGACCUACAACUGGACAAAACCCCGUGCUUCUCCAAAACUUCGCCAUCCAGAUAUUUGUGCCCGUGCCCUUAUGCCUCCCCGUGCCAGUGCCCAUCAGCAUCCUGAUGCUUUUGUGUGCCAGAUUGAGGACUCUGAUGAGAGUGAUGGAGAGGAGGGCCCAUCUUGCCCAGCCCAGCAGUCUCUCAGCCCAGGUGGCAUCCAGAAUCCUGGCGGUUGCUGCAAGUGGUGCAAGAAGUAUGUCUGUGUGGUCCCCAGGUGUGAGGGCAGUAUCUGGCAGCAGGGCCGCCUCUUCAUCCACAUUUACCGCCUGGAUAACUACUCACGAGUUGUUUUCCCAGUGACCUUCUUCUUCUUCAAUGUGCUCUAUUGGCUUGUUUGCCUUAACUUGUAGGUACCAGCUGGUACCCUGUGGGCAGCCUCCCCAGUUCUCCAGGAGGUCCCACGCCCCUUGCCAAGGGAGUCAGGGGAAAGCAGCAGCAGCAGGAGCAACAAGACAGUAUCUUUCCUUCCCCAUUCCUCAAAUAUAAGCCUGUAGAGAUUUCCUCUUUGCUGGCCCUCUCCCCUACCUGGCCCAUUCACUGACUCUCCAUGGCAGCCAAUUUCAAGUAAAAUGGCCCACCUCUCUGUUCCUCAAGGGGCAUUAAUGAUGCUCAGACCUAAAAAUCACAGGCUGUCCAUGACCAGCUCCCUAAGACCAUGCCCAAAUAUGAGCAGAUUAGCUAUCUACAACAGUGCUGAUAACCACUGCUUUUUUCCAGAAAUAAUACUGCCUUUGUGGUGCUCAAGGACCAGUUCUGGCCUCAGCCUCAAAGUGCAUAGACCAGCUGCUUGCCUGUUCCUGACAUCUUAAAAUGCUGGGCAGCAGUACAAAGGGUAAGAGGAUCCUAGUCCUUAGGUCCAGUUGUUAUAUUCUUGGUUUUCUCUUCCUGCCCUCCCUUCCCUUGCAGAUAGACACCAAUAUUAUCCAUUUAGGAGGAAGGGAGCCAGCAAUUGAGAGCCUUUGGGACAGUGUCUCCCUCUGCUGCUGUGCCACCUCCUUCUCCCCCCACCCCCCGCCUCCAUUCUUCAUCUGCACUACAAAUUCAAUGCCUUGCAUCCAUCGGGUAUCUAUUUUUGUGUGUGAUAAUAGUAACGACUCCCUGCUUUGGAUGCCACCUUCUUCCUCCUCCUUGACCCCUGUGACAUUUUCUGUAGCUUCCCUAGUGACUUUCCCAGCCCCGACCCAGGUGCUAGGCCAUGGUGACUUCCCGGGGCCAAGAAAUUAAGAGAACUUUGCUUUGCAGUGGGCAUUACCAGCACUGAUUGGUGCCCUCUAAAGGCACAACAUAAGAGUUUUAUCACUUCCUUGGCCCCUGGACCCAUGAGCCAGUCCACUCUUAUCCUGGGGCACUCACAAUCGCAAUUAAUUGAAUUCCCUUAAAUUUGUAUAGCACUUUACCUUUUGCAAAGCACUUUUGAGAAGUUAUUUCUAUUUUGAGCCUUAUCAUAGCCUGUGAUUCAGAGCAGGAUUCUUAUCCCCAUUUUUCAGAUGAGAACCCUGAGGCACAGAUUUCUAUGGGACUGUGGAUCUCACUGGAAAGUACCCAGGAGCCCACUGUCACCUUCUAGACUACAUGACAGGGCUAAGCAACUCUGUUCACCAUGAUUUGAUUCUAUUGCCUCUGCCAGCACCCCAGUGGCAAGGCCCAGAGUAGCAGCCUCUCUUUAGCAUUGGCUGCUCAAUUCCUGGGCCCCCAAGACCGAACCUCUCCUGGCUCCAGUAACCCAGUGUGGUGAAUUUGGACAUGCCCCAAUGCUUGUAUAUGCUGAAUGAAAUCUGUGUCUGUAUUUUAUUGGGGGAUGGGUAGGGUAGGGGGAUUCAUCUGCUUUUUGUCACCAUCACCUGAAAAGGGGAAAUGUAUCAAUAAAUAUAUCAGCAAAGCA
Messenger RNA from Prionailurus viverrinus (fishing cat), 3075 nucleotides. It is a transcript of the gene GABRE, whose product is annotated as gamma-aminobutyric acid type A receptor subunit epsilon. Gene Ontology annotation, molecular function: inhibitory extracellular ligand-gated monoatomic ion channel activity; benzodiazepine receptor activity; GABA-gated chloride ion channel activity. The transcript has 9 exons. Gene Ontology annotation, cellular component: synapse; GABA-A receptor complex; postsynapse. Gene Ontology annotation, biological process: gamma-aminobutyric acid signaling pathway; regulation of postsynaptic membrane potential; nervous system process. Lineage: Eukaryota; Metazoa; Chordata; Mammalia; Carnivora; Felidae. The record is from RefSeq and is a predicted model, not a curated record. Bases 62 to 1543 code for a protein of 493 amino acids.